AUGCGUGAAAAGUUAGAUAGAAGCUUUUCUGGAGGAGAACUUGACGAAGAUGGUUCUGGUUCUGAGAGCGAUGACGAGACUAUCUCCUCGGUCUCAGAUUUACAGUUCUCGGAUGUGGAUAACAUCGUCAUAUCCGAUGACACCAGUGAGCUAGAAGAGGGCGAAGUAUUAGAGAGCGAAGAGGAUGACAGAGACGAAGAAAUUGGUGAAGGUCUUGCCCUUGAUCAAGAAACCUUCAGAAGGCUCAUGGAUGAAGAGUAUGUUAGAAUCGAUCCAGCCACUGUGAAACUACCAGAACAAACACAGUACGUUGAGCCUGUACCUUGUUCGGAUUACCAUAAGUCACGAUCAAAGCCCGGUGAAGUGCGAUCAACUUCCGAGUACGCUCCAGUUUUGGAGACUUUUCGAUCGUUACUCAGAAGUAUUCAACAGAUGCGAAAGGAGCGUACUAAAUUAGAACCGGUUGAAAAGAUUCUAGUCCAUUCAUGUUGGAGAUGUGCCAAAAAUUCUGAAAGGAGUGCUUCUGAAUCCUCCGUAAGCUCGUCGUCUGAAGAGAGUAAUUCUGAUUCUGACGACAACUCUGAUACUGACCUUUCUGAUGUGAGCGAUGAUAGUGACACUGAUGAUGACGAUGGAGGAGACUAUGACUCGGGAAUGAGUGAUGUGGAAAAAAUGAAUACUAGACAGCGUAGCUCAUAUCUCCUGAAAAAACGGCAGCGGGAG
Molecule: messenger RNA, 723 nt
Organism: Cooperia oncophora
Lineage: Eukaryota; Metazoa; Nematoda; Chromadorea; Rhabditida; Trichostrongylidae
Source: the annotation of a GenBank genome assembly